GGUCUCUUACUUUUCCUUUCGCAAAUCAAAACAAAUCGCACAUCACAAGUCACCAAAACACAUACUCUUUGCUUUGCUUUAGGCCAAAGUUGAGCACAAAGGAAUAUGAGAUGCUCAGAAUAAAGGAGUGUGAUUAGAAAAAAAAAAUGAAUGAGAAUUUGGCAAAGCAUCAUGUGAUGAUGGAUGCUCGUUCAUAAGAAAAACUAACUAUAUUUGUAACUGUUCCUCUCAUUUCAGGCAUAACUCUCAUGAUUCUCACCAUUCUCAAAAUAAAAUAUGAGCACAAUCCCACUGUACCCUUUUCAAAUAUUUUAAGGCUACAGCACGAAGUCCUAAAAUAGAGGAGAAAAUGGGGCUUGAGAUUGACCCACCUGCUGGUUUUCUGCAGCUAUGGCAACUCACAGAAUGAAGAGUGAAUUGGGUUUUGGUGUUGAGAUAGCCAGUUGUGAUGACAGAAAACUGUUUUUUUUCAUCUGGGUGUGUAGUUUUCAAUCCUUAUCAUCUUUGAAGUUGUUAAAGUUUGAAUCUUUUCUACUUGAGGGGCUGAGCAAUGGAACCUCCCACAGGAUUUUGGGCUUCAAUAUGGAACUUUGUUUGCUUUCUACCUUUCUUCAUCGGUCUUUGGCUUCUUGGCAACAUCAAAGGUGUCAUUUUGUUCCCACUGAUAUGCUUAAUAAUGACAAUUGCCAACUCAGCUAUCAUAUGUGGUCUUUGGCCUAUACAUUGUAUUUGGACAUAUUACUGUGUAGUUAGAUCAGAAAAAUUAGGACCUGCACUGAAGUUUGUUGCAUGCACAUGUCUACUACCCUUGGUGUUGAUGUUAUGGCCAUUGGUUGGCAUUGUUGGAAGUGUUAUAGGUGGAGCAGCCUAUGGAUUUUUUGCACCAAUAUUUGCUACUUUUGAAGCUGUAGAGGGAGGAAAAGAGUACAAACUUUUCCAUUGUUUCAUUGAUGGAACAUGGACUACUAUUACAAAGACCUUUGAUAUUGUCAAGGAUGUGAAAAAUGAAUGCUACGAUACUUAUUUAUCGGUUAUGGAUGACCUCUUGCAACCAAAGGAUCCAGAUGGAAAAUAUUACGACAUCAGGCUGCAAUAUCUUCCUGGAGCUAUUGUGGCUAUGGUUCUUGGGGUCAUAGUUGACACACCAAUUAUAUCUACAAUUGCUACAUGUAAAGCCCCUUACAUGCUUUUUAAAGGGUGGAACCGUCUUUUACAUGAUCUUAUAGGUCGUGAAGGUCCUUUCUUGGAGACAAUAUGUGUGCCCUUUGCAGGCCUUGCCAUCAUUCUGUGGCCAUUGGCUGUUGCUGGGGCGGUUCUGGCAUCUGUGUUGGCUAGUUUCUUUCUUGGUGCCUAUGCAGGUCUUAUCACUUAUCAGGAGUCUUCUUUUUGGUUUGGCCUAAGGUACAUUGUUGCAGCUGUGUCCCUUUAUGAUGAAUACAGCAAUGAUAUUCUUGACAUGAAAGAUGGAUCCUUCUUCCCAAGGCCACAAUAUCGAAAAAAGGCUGAAUUGAAACCAUCACCAAGGACACUUCCCCAUUCAAAUUCCCUCACAAAAACAAACUCCUUAACAAAGACACUCUCUCGUGCAAUAUCACUGAAAAAUAUACCCGAGUUCAAACCAUUUGAGCUGUUGGAUGGCUUGUUCAAGGAAUGCCAUCAGCUUGGAGAAUCACUGAUUUCUGAAGGGCUAAUAACACAUGAAGACAUACAAGAAGCAAAGUUUGGCAAAAGGGGUAGAGUCAUUAGAAUUGGCUUGCCAGCUUAUUGCCUUCUCCAAGCACUUUUUCGUUCCGUAAAACACAACUCUUCUGGUAUAUUGAUAAGUGAGGAUACUGAACUAACUACAUCAAACAAACCGAAAGAACAGUUUUUCGAAUGGUUCCUUAAUCCCCUUUUGGUCAUUAAAGAACAAAUCAAAGCUGAAAAUCUUAAUGUGUCAGAAGAGGACUACUUUGGCAAACUAGUCCUCUUCAAUGGUGAUCCCACCAGGGUAGAAAAAUCAUUUAUAAGGCAAGAAGGUACUGAAUUUGCUGAACGUAAACGUGCUGAACUUCAUGCAUUGGCAAGAAGACUUCAAGGGAUCACCAAAUUCAUCACAAGGUUUCCUACCUACAAGAGGCGUUUUGAUGUUAUCUUAAACACACUCUCUGAUGAGCUUGCUGAGAAGCAUGGUGCUUCCAAAAUAAUCAGAUCAAAAAGUGCUUUUCCUCGGAUACUAAGUUUGAGAUCCUUCAAUUGCCAAACAUCUAAAUCAAAUGAUUCUGGUCAGGAGGAGUCUGAACAUACAAGAGAUUUGGAAACUUCAUUAUAGCAACAUCAUGUGAUAUUAUUACAUAGUUUUAGUCUGCAAAGCAGAUGUAAAUCAUUACUUUUUUCUUUUGUUUUUGUGUCACUGAUAGUUGUUGACCCUUUUGUGUUUGUUUGUUGUACACCUACAUACCCCUACUCAUUCAUAGAUAUGACAGAAAAAUGUAGC
Vigna unguiculata (cowpea) is the source of this 2476-nucleotide messenger RNA. RefSeq names its product putative membrane protein At3g27390. NCBI's taxonomy places the organism in Eukaryota, Viridiplantae, Streptophyta, Magnoliopsida, Fabales, Fabaceae. The record is from RefSeq and is a predicted model, not a curated record.